This is a messenger RNA of Eurytemora carolleeae, 6507 nucleotides long. RefSeq lists its product as uncharacterized. NCBI's taxonomy places the organism in Eukaryota, Metazoa, Arthropoda, Copepoda, Calanoida, Temoridae. Gene Ontology annotation, biological process: positive regulation of Rho protein signal transduction. Bases 443 to 5776 code for a protein of 1777 amino acids. The transcript has 13 exons. Gene Ontology annotation, molecular function: guanyl-nucleotide exchange factor activity. The record is from RefSeq and is a predicted model, not a curated record.
CGACAAUCCGAAGACCGACGUCAGUCCAAGCAAGAUCACGGAGCAGAGCGGAACCAUACAACUCCGACUCCUGCACAACUCGUCUCCACUCAGACGUAUUUCUCUAAAGAUCUGUUUAGAUAUACUUAGACUGUAGAGAUGAUUUAGUGAAAUCAAAUAAUGUUUAAAGUGAACACUAAACAUUUUAGUAACUGAUUUUUACGCGUAACAUUCCAGUUAGUGAGUUUAGUUACGCUGGGUUUGCGGAUUUAAGUGAUAAAAUCUAGCAACAGUCGCUAAUCUUGUUAUUCUUAGUGAUCCACAAGCAGCUCCUAAGGUUUGCUAAAACUGAACGCAAUGCCAGAAGAUUCCGAAACCAAAUGAAAACAAGAUUUUCCUCCACCCUGUUAAUGAUUUAAUUCUCUCCUGAGCUGCAGUUUCUACUGUACACCCUGUAGGCAGGAUGAGACGACACCCUGUAUCCUACUACGAAUACCAUGGGUCGGAUAACUACUAUGGAACCCCGUAUAGAGGGGAUCGGAGUUCAUUUCAUCUACCCAGGAAGAUGAAGAAAUCUUUUGCGGAGAAGCUGACAACCCGUCUAGACAGGUUGGCUAAACCCAGAGAUAAAGAGAAGGGAUACAAUAGAGCUUACCAGGAGGUUUACAGAGAUCAUUUCGGGAAUAUUCUUCUCCCUAGGGUCAAUGGUUAUUCUAACCCGGAGCCAUGGAACCCUCAUGGUUCCUCUCCGGCCCCUCGGCGAACCUUCCACAACGUGAUACCACGAGGUCGGAGCAGUUCCAAUGGUGCAAACCUAACCUGGAGUGGAUGGGAUGGAGGAGGAGGAGUGUAUCCGCAUCCUCAUCUAAAACCCACUCUGAGUCCGGAGCAACUUUACGGAGAGGUUCAGUACGGAGAAUAUACAAAGUUUGCAAUCAACGGCAAUGUUUGUAUGUGCGAGGACAACCUUGGAGGAACCCAGCGAGGUCGAAGAGGAUCAAGAAAAUGUAAAAAAUGCGGGUUUGAUAGACCCGGCUCCGAUAGCUACAGAAGCAUGCGGCGAUCUUUAUCUGAAGAGAGUUUAACGCCCGGAGUCCCGGAUCCGUAUGAAUACAUGAGAAAACGCCGGCUCUCCUAUCCUAAACCAGUUUUUUACGAUGAGCAGGAUGAGUAUGAAGAUAUCAUGUUUAACGAACCAGGAAUAGAUGAGCUGAGCUCCAACAAGACCCGUGGUAAAUCUCCUAAACAUGAGUACAAAAACUUCACCAGAACCCAAAGUAUGAACUUGAACAAUCGGAACCGACUCAACACCAAAGACAGCAAGGAUAUGCAGAAUAUUGCAAUCCGAUCUAGUCCGCUCCGAACCCCAGGACCCAGACCCAAACCUGGAAAUAGAAAUAUAGUAACUGUUAACGGAAGUGGCGGAAAAAACAGUUCCAUUAUUUAUCUCUCCGCAGAUACGUCCUCGGUUCAACCUGUAGCACCAGAGUACCCGGAUACAAUCACAAUUUCAACCUCGACUCCGGUGAAACCGAUCAAUUCUGGUUCAAUCAACAAGAAUCCGUACGAUCUGAUCAAAAAGUAUGUCGGAGACAGUCCUCCCAACUCUUUAUCUGACUCCAAUCUAUCCAGUGACGAACAACCAGACAAGGUGUAUUCGAAGUUUGAAAGUGAAUUCUCAGACUCGGAGUCGGACGCAGGAAGGGAGGGGGUGGAACGAUUUAAUAGUUUUAAAAUCUCCGGACAAAAAAUUCAAAUUUACAGUGACUCCAGUAUCCGUCAAUCAGCAGGAUACUCCAGUAGUGAAAGUGAUGCGGAGAGUGAGUACUCCAACUAUGAUGCGGAUUGUAGUGUUGUGGAGUCCCCCAGGAUAUCUGGAGUACCAAGAGAUUCCAUGUCUAGUCAGGAAAAGGAGUGUUUUACUCCUCCUUUCAUUUUACCUAUAAAGGAGUCCUUUACCAUUCCUAUAAAAGAGUCCUUUACUAUUCCUAUAAAGGAGUCCUUUACUAUUCCUAUCAAGGAGUCAAUUAAACCACAGAGAACCGAGUCAUUAAGAGUUGAUAGAACACUUAGAACAGAGUCAAUAAAGAACUCUAACCUGGAGUAUCCCCGAACCAACAGACUAGAGUCAACCAUCAGAAUCCAACGAACUGACUCCAUACCCCCCUGUAAACCUCCCCGGAGGAAGAGUGUAGAGAAGGAUGUAGAGAAGCAGGUUGAGGACCAGCUCCAGGUUCAGGAUAUAGAGGAGGAAAACUCUCUGAGGUUUAAUCUGAUGAGAGAGGAAAUGAGACCCUUGGCUCCAGCAGGGGCUGGAAUCAGACAACCUACAACAUGCAAUCCAAAGGUCAUGAUAUCUCGCAAGAUAAGCUCAGAUUCGCAAAAAUCCCAAACUUCCAGGAGCAAAAGUUUCUCCGGUAGUCGUGAUAGUUUAUACGGAUCUGUAGAUCUUAAACAUUCAGGGAUUAGUGCAAACUUUUCCAGUGAAAUAAUCCAGGAACUCUACGGAUCCAAAACCUCUCUUUUAAAAGCUGUUGAACUCCGGAAUGAGUUGAGACGGCACAGUACCCCUAUAGACCCUGAGCUGGAGUGUGGCAGAACCCCUGAGGAGCCCCUAAGACGAGUGGAUAAGGUCCCUGAAGAAGAAUAUAUCGAUGGACCUGGAAGUGGACAUUACGAUGUGCCAACUCAGAUCACGAGUCCAAACUUUGUAGUUCCGAGAGAUCCUAGAGAUAACCCUGAUUACAACUGUCAGGACGGUUUACUCUGGGCCUGCCGACACCAGGAGCAGUCAACAGAUGAUUCCCGGGAUCUGAGCAGAGGAGGAGGAGGAGGAGGGGGAAAACAAAAACAGGAGAAGGAGGAACAAGAAAUCCCGAGGACACAGGAACCAGGGGGAGACGGUUGGGAGUAUCUAGACCAGUUCCUAGCUCUACACGGAGAAGAGACCAGUAAACCCAAUCCUUCUAUUGGACAAAGGUUCAAACCACUGAGUAGCUCUGAUCUAGAUGUAUCCAACCCUCCUUCAUCAAGACAAUGGAUGAAAUCCCAUCCUUCCCUACUCCAGGAUCUGAGACAGGAGAACCAGGGGAACCUGGAGCAAGAAUACUGCUCCAGGUACCAACCUAUGUUCCAGGAUACAACCCGACUCCGGCUCAGGAGCCGUCCUUCCAUCAAAGAUACUCUUCAAACCUUCUCCACCGGAACUAAACUCGGACGACUAGGAAUAUCCCAGUCCUUUAGAGAUAGGAUUGUUCCGCCCCGCCCCAGGGAUCCUCCGCCCCCUCCGCCCUCUGAACCUGAGGUGGAGAAUAGAUCCAAAUCCAGAAAGUUCUUCUCCUUCAACAAGUCUGAGAUGAAGAAGAUAAAUAAACUUCUCGGGAUCGGAGUAAAGGAGGACGACCUAAUCUAUGACAUAGCUGAGGACACUAAAUCAGAAACUAUGGUCGGACAAAACUCUAAGUUUUAUCGGGACACACCCCUCCAGGAUCCUACUGUGUUCCCUGAACCGCCUCUUAAACUUAAGACAGGAGGAAAUGAUUUCUUAAACUUGAAAGAUUCUGUGAAACCUGGACGCCGCCCUAAACGAGAACGGUCUAAGUCAUUCACUCCACGAACCCGACCACUUCACAAAGCCCUCAUUUUCAACAGAUCAUUGAGCCAGAUAUCCAAAUCAUCAAGUAGCAAUCUAAUCCGGAGAUCAGAGAGCUGUAGGAAACUGAGCCCGUCUCUGGAGGAGGAUGCAACCAAGAGAACCCUGUCCUCGUCUGACCUCGUCACUAUAUUUCCAGAGGAGGAGAGACGGAGCUUUAAAGAUAUUCGCAAAAUCCUCUCCUCUCCCUCUAUAUCCUCUGGUUCCACCUCCAGUAGUAUAUACAGACCUAAAUCCCAGCUCUCAAACUCAUCCUCUGUUAUAAACUCUAUUAAAGAAGAACAAGUGGAGAUUAUUCCAAACAGAGAUGCAUAUUUCGAGCAUAUAUAUGAGGAGAUUAAUGACAGAGAUUUUGAAAAUGAUUCGCCACCGAUCAGACCUCUUCCUCCGAUACCAGCGGAGUCUCUGUCCUCUCCUAGAUCCUCUCCUAGAUCCUCUCCAAUCCUCUCAGAGCAGUCCUCUCCGGUUAAAUCAAUAUUUGAAGGAGCCUCAAAGUACGAUAUCCUCAACUAUCUGGAGGAUGCCAGGGAACGAGGACUAACAGACUGUGACCUCGACCUAGAGGAGGAUGACGAGGAUCCAAUCAGUCCUGCACAGCCGGAGAUCGUCCUUGGAGGUCGGAAUAUUCCUAAGCGUGUCAGCAAUAUUAGUAGUAGCAGCAGUAGCAGUGAAGAGCAGCUAGCAGCUGUUAAAGAGAAGCUUGGCUCCAAGGAUAUUGAAAGAAAUGACAGUGGUUUAGGAAGUGAGACUGGACGAGGACGGAUCGAGGGAAAAAUAUUCAUCAGGAAGAGAAGUGAAGAACUAGAGGAACCUGAUACUAGCUGUAUUGACUGCGAUCAGAUUAUAGAUCUCCAGCAAGCCGACAGUGAGAGUGGUGUGUGUCCUUCAUGUAGCAGGAGAAGAAUUGAGAGGAAGGAAAUUAUUACAGAGAUAAUUGAAACCGAGAUUAAGUAUGGUCGAGAUCUUAGGAUAAUCCUGGAUCAAUUCUACAGACCUAUGCAGGUUGCCGGAUUGCUAACUGCGGAACAACUAGCAAAUGUUUUUCUGAACGUAGAGGAGUUAAUUAAUGUUAAUGAAAGGUUCACUGAGAGCUUGAAGGAUGUGAUAGAACUAGCUUUAGACCAAGGAGAUGAAGAUCUUAGUACUGUUAGCAUCGGAAAACUAUUUCUUCAGGCAGCAUCGAUGCUUGGAGCAUUCAAAUCCUACUGCACUAGACAGGGAUCAGCGUCCAGUCUCCUGGCUAACCUGGAGAGAGAGAAGGAACUGCUCCGGAUAUUCCUCCGUGUCUCACAGAUGGAGAACACGAUGCUUAGAAGAAUGAAUCUUUCAUCAUUUCUCAUGGUUCCUGUCCAACGUGUGACGAGGUACCCGUUGUUGGUGUCCAGGCUGGUCAAGGUUACCCCGGUGCAGCACCAGGACAGUAUACAUCUCCAGCACACCAGGGAGAUCAUUGAACAGAGUCUAGACUCUAUGAACCAGGAAACCAACAGGGAGAAUAGUUCUACUAAAUUAUGGCGAAGAAUUAGUAUAAUGAACCCACCAGCACGCCGGUCAGAAAACCAGAUAGAUGUUCUAGGAACAACCACCUGGGGAGUUAGAAAGAUAGUUCUUGAGACCCUUGGUUGGGGCCGGGAACCUCGGGAGGAGAUAAAUUUUGUUCUGGAGGGACGGUUACUCUACACCCAGCCUACAGAGACCAACUGGAGAAACAUGUUCUCUGUCAAGAUGAGCCCCAUCAACGUUCUCCUGGUUACACUUGGAGCCAGUGCCCUCCCACCCUCGCAAGGUAUGGAGGUGGGAGAGGAGCCAUCCUUCCCUCGGUACACAGGCUACAAGGAGGCUGCUCUGAUUCUCCUGAAGGAGAAGGGGAUGAGGUAUUCCCCCGUGAGGGAGCCCCUUCUCCUAGGCAGGUGCAUCAUCUGCUGGGAGAAGGAGUGGGACGAUUGUUUUGAGAUUACAGAGUUCACUUCCAAGGAAUCUUUUAUAUUCAAGGGUGAGGAUGAGCGGCAGACCCUGCAAUGGUUUAAAUCACUUCAGUUCCUUUGUCUUAACCUCGGAGGUUGGAGAAAACGAAGAAAUGGCCUUGCCAACAUUAUGAUCAAUGGAAUGGUUCAUGGAGACGGAGAUUUCACUCUGAAAACAUAAACCUGAACCUGAUCCAGACCGGAAUCUGAACCUGAACCAGACCUGAACCUGAUUCAGAACAAGAACCAGAACCUGAUCCAGAACCAGAACAUGAUCCAGAGCCUGAACCUGGCCCAGAACCUGAACCUGAUCCAAAACCUGAACCUGACUAUAAAACCCUAAAUCUGAACCUGGACCUGAACAAACCAAAGCUGUUCAAACCUAAGCCUGGAGUGAACACUCUCUGAACCUGGUCUAAACCUCUAGUUUGAUAAUUCUUUCUAUUCAGCUUUGAGAGGGUUUUCUGGUUUAACAAAGAGAUUUAUUAUACUGAGCUUCAACCUAACAAUUCAUAGAACAAGGUUUCUUUUUCUAAACCAGAGUAGGGUUUCCUCUUUAUACAUGGAUGUACAGGAUAUCUGAACCCAGUCAAACCUUGAACAAAUACAAAUUCAAGAUCGGAGAGACAAGGACGAGAGAGAAGGUUUUGCUCCAGUGCUCCUUUAGGAUCUGGAGACACCAGGAACUAGAUGUGACGAGGUGUAACCAUCCUUAACCAGUGAUAAAUGGCAUACGGAGAAGUGUUAAAACCAAUCAAGAAGCUGUUUACUUCCCUUUAUUCUGGUAAUCAACGGACUGAAACUGUUUCUCCGGAUAAGAAGGAUGAAGAACGGUUUCAAGGAUUUGAAAUCUAAACUUUCAUUCACACAUUCUUGCAGAGAAUUGAAGAAUAAAUUGAUUUGAUAAUCCCA